CCGCAUUGCGGUACAGCGACUGGGCGGAGCUCAAAGGCGGAAGUGGAAGCAACAACAUCACAAGGCCCUUUGACGUUUAAUUAUUAUGUUUUCUCUGUAGACAUGAAUUUAAUAUACCUGACGUUUAUCUCUUGAGUCCCUGAGUGUUUGCAUACAGGCUGUGGACACAUUUGACUGACCUGAACAUCACUAUGGAGGAGACCAGCCGGGAGGCGGUUGCCACGGCAGUGCAGCGCGUGGCUGGGAUGCUGCAAAGAUCAGACCAACUGGAUAAAGUGGAGCAGUACAGAAGAAGAGAGGCCCGUAAAAAGGCCUCUGUGGAAGCCCGGCUGAAGGCAGCUAUCCAGUCCCAGUUAGACGGUGUUCGCACAGGACUGACCCAGUUGCACAACGCCCUGCUGGACGUCAAAGACAUCCAGAGCUCACUGGCUGAUGUUAGUAAAGACUGGAGGCAGAGCAUCAACACCAUCGAGAGCUUAAAAGAUGUCAAGGAUGCUGUGGUUCAGCACAGUCAACUGGCCUCUGCUGUGGAAAACCUUAAAAAUAUUUUCUCUGUCCCAGAGAUUGUGUUAGAGACUCGGCAGCUGAUAGAGCGAGCAGAACUGUUGGAGGCCCACAGGAAGCUCAUGGAGCUGGAGUGUUCCCGGGACGACCUCAUGUAUGAGCAGUACCGUAUGGACAGCAAGAACACCAGCGACAUGAACCUCAUCUCCAUCUACUUUGAAGAUGUACAAGGUUUGUCAGAUGAGUUGGCCAAGCAGUUAUGGAUGGUACUGCAGAGAUCCAUGGUAACGGUUCGUCGGGACCCCACCAUGCUCGUGUCGGUAGUUCGUAUCAUCGAGCGGGAGGAGAAGAUUGAUCGGCGUAUGGUUGAUCGAAAGAAACAGACUGGUUUCAUCCCACCUGGGCGACCCAAACGGUGGAAGGACAAGAUGUUUGAGGUGUUGGAGGGCACCGUCAGCACCCGCAUCGAGGGCACCCAGCCAGUGACUAGAGAAGCUGAUAAGAUGUGGCUGGUUCGUCUGCUGGAAAUAACGAGGAGAUAUGUUCUAGAUGACCUUGUUGUUGUCAAGAAUCUCAUGGUGCAGUGCUUCCCGCCACACUACAACACCUUCAACAGAUUUUUCAGCCUUUAUCACAACGCUGUGUCCUCUCGUGUCAAAGAACUGGCCUGUGAGGACUUGGAGGCUAAUGAGAUCGUGUCUCUGCUCACUUGGGUUCUGAAUACAUACAAAAGUGUGGAGAUGAUGGGCCAUCCAGAUCUUUCUUCAGAGUGUGAUAUCAACCAGCUGGAGCCACUGCUGGCUCAGGACGUGGUGAACGAGCUGCUCAGCAAAUACGUCCAGACAUUUACAUCUAAUAUAACUGGGUGGCUGCGGAAGGCUCUAGAAACCGAUAAGAAGGACUGGCAGAAAGAAACUGAGCCUGAAGCCGACCAAGACGGCUACUAUCAGACCACGCUGCCGGCCAUCGUCUUCCAGAUGUUUGAGCAGAAUCUGCAGGUUGCUGCACAGAUUGAUGGAGACUUCAAGGAACAAGUUCUCAAGCUUUGUCUGAAACAAAUGAACUCUUUCCUCACCAGAUACCGGGAGGAAGCUGUGGUCUACAAAGAUGAGCACAUGAGGGACAGACAGCUGCCUCAGUGUUACGUUCAGUACAUGAUUGCCAUCAUCAACAACUGCCAGACAUUCAAAGAGUCCAUCAACAGUCUGAAGAGGAAGUACUCUCAGUCGUCUCUGCCCACCGAGAGUGAUGCCGCCAUAGAGAAGACGCUCAACGAGGUGGCCAAAGAUGGCUGUCAGUUCCUGCUGGAUGAAGUCUUCCUGGAUCUAGAAAACCACCUGAAUGAGCUGCUGACCAGGAAGUGGCUGGCGGGGUCUCACGCUGUGGACACCAUAUGUGUGACGGUGGAGGACUACUUCAAUGACUUCAACAAAAUCAAAAAACCUUUUAACCAGGAGAUGACCAACAAGGCCUUGCGCAGGGUGGUGGUGGAGUACAUUAAAGCUGUGAUGCAGAAGAGAAUCACCUUUAAAAAUGCUGAUGAGAGGAAAGAGGGAGCUGAGAGGAUGAUCAAAGAAGCUGAUCAGUUCAAGUUCCUGUUCGGGAAACUGUCGGCGGGUGAGGAUACAGACCGGCUCUGUGGCGCCAUCUCUGCCAUAGCUGAGGUGUUCAAGUUGACUGACCCUACGCUGCUGUUCCUGGAGGUCACCACACUGGUGUCCAAAUAUCCUGAUAUCAGGGAGGAGCACAUCCAGGCUCUGCUGGCGGUCCGCGGCGAUGCCAGCAGGGAGAUGCGGCAGAUGAUCAUCGGGACCCUCAGCGAAAACAAAGUGUCCCACUCUGGUGUCGCACAGCCCAUUUUCAAAGACAUUACUGUGCCCACCAUCACCACAACCAUGACUACCAUGACCUCCAUGGCAACUGCAAAGCUGCUGAAAUAAAACCAGACAGCAUCCCACCACCUGCAGCAGGAGGAAGAUGGUUUAAUUCAGCUUCUUGAUUUGCUUCUUCACACCUUUUACCUGUUUGAUUUUCAUACUGAUCUCAUGUUUGACUUAAUAAACCACAGCUGGAAUAAAAACC
Melanotaenia boesemani (Boeseman's rainbowfish) is the source of this 2586-nucleotide messenger RNA. It is a transcript of the gene exoc3, whose product is annotated as exocyst complex component 3. Bases 192 to 2444 code for a protein of 750 amino acids. NCBI's taxonomy places the organism in Eukaryota, Metazoa, Chordata, Actinopteri, Atheriniformes, Melanotaeniidae. The record is from RefSeq and is a predicted model, not a curated record. Gene Ontology annotation, biological process: exocytosis; exocyst localization. The transcript has 16 exons. Gene Ontology annotation, molecular function: SNARE binding. Gene Ontology annotation, cellular component: exocyst.